UCCCCUGGGGCGCCCUGCAGAGCUGCCUGCAUCCCAGCGUGCUCAGGCCGUGGGGGGCCGAUGAUGUCUGGUUCCGGGCACGGCUCUGUUCUCCGUCCAGGGGAGCCCCUUCGCCAUGAGGAGCCCAGCCCGGAGCCACUACUACCCCUCACCUGCCCGCCUGCCCGGCCCACAGUACCAGUGCAUGGUCCGACCCUGAGCCCGGCCCGCCUGCUGACCGGUGUCCCUGCCCUCGCCCCGCACCGAUGGCGCCCCCCUGAGCCCACGGCCUCCAGCCCCCCAGACUUCAGCUUCCUGCAGGGCUCUAGCUGCCGGGGGACAGCUCUGGACUUGGACUCCACCAACCCCUUCCCCGAAUCGUGGUCCUCAACCGAGCGCAGCUCCUCUAGCACCCCCCAGGAGGUGCCAGCCUUGAGGCAGUCCCUGGGCCCCCUAGCCUCAGCCCAGGAUGGGGAGUCCAUCAUUGCCAAGUACAUAGAGCGUUUCCGCCAUGGGCAGCCGAGGAGCCGCAGCCAGCGCCAGGCGCCCCCCGUCCCCACAGCCAGGGAGUUCUGGUGGCUGGAGCCAGCACCUCCCUCUGACAGCUCCACCCCGAAAGGGGGGGCAAAGCCAGACUGUGCUAAGCUGGAAGAGGCCAGGCCAGGAUGGGCACUUGUCAGCCCCCCGCUGCGCCCCAUGGGGGGCCCCUCAGACACCUCCCCACUGGAGUCGCCUGACCCCGACAGUCACAGCCUGCAGGAGAGAGCCACCCGGCUGCUGUUGAGAAGUGAGUCCUCCCUGAGCAGCACCAUCCCUGUCAGCUCUGAGGGGCUGCGCUCCACACCUCCAUCCAGCACCGCGGACUCAGACCAGGCGCUUCCCUGCCCCUCUCACCUCUCCCUGCUGGAGCCCUCCCCAGAGCCCCUGCCCCUUGCCUGCUGGCCUCCUGCCCAUAUCCCACAAUGCUCCUCUUCCACUCCGCCGGAGGAUGACAUCCUGUUCCAGUGGCGCCUGCGUCGGAAGAUGGAGCAGGCAAGCCAGGCCGGCAGAUCGCUGCCCCUGCUGGGCUGGAGGACUAAGCUGGCCUGGGGCCCAAGGACGGGCGAUGGGAUGUGCAUGGCACGUCCUGGCGUUGGACUGCUGCCAAGUGCAGUGGCAUGGAGGAGCGGAGAUGCUGCUGCGUUCCCAGCGCCUGCUGUCCAGCCAGAAAUGAGAUCUGGCCUGGAGUGGGCACUAGGACCCUCUGCUCUUCGCCAAGGGAUGGGGCACCCCCUGGAGGUGCCCUUCCUGAGUGCUAAGCCAGCUGUGGGGCAGAACCCCAUAGCUGUCCACGUUCUGGGGCAGCUGGCAUCUGCUGCCACCCCCUCCAGCACACCACAGCCUGAGGGAAAUGGAGGAGGAGCUGCAGAGAGGUGGAGCUCCCAGGAUGCUUGGCAGGGAAUGGGACCGGUGGAGCAGCCCAUCUCCCAGGAUGCUCAGUGGGCAGCAGGACCAUCGGAGCGGCCCAUCUCGCAGGAUGCUCGGCGGGCAGCGGGACUGGCGGAGCGGCCCGGCUCGCAGGAUUCUCGGCGGGGAGCAGGACCGGCAGAGCAGCCCAUCUCCCAGGAUGCUCGGCGGGCAGCGGAACCAGCGGAGUGGCCCGGCUCUCGGGAUGCUCGGCGGGCAGCGGGACCGGCGGAGCGGCCCGGCUCUCGGGAUGCUCGGCGGGCAGUGGAACCGGCGGAGCGGCCCGGCUCUCGGGAUGCUCGGCGGGCAGUGGAACCGGCGGAGCGGCCCGGCUCUCGGGAUGCUCGGCCGGCAGCAGGACCGGCGGAGCGGCCCGGCUCUCGGGAUGCUCCGCGGGCAGCGGGACCGGCGGAGUGGCCCGGCUCUCGGGAUGCUCGGCGGGCAGCGGGACCGGUGGAGUGGCCUGGCUCUCGGGAUGCUCGGCGGGCAGCGGGACUGGCGGAGCGGCCCGUCUUGGAGGAUGCUCGGCGGGCAGCGGGACCGGGUGUGGCACAGCACAUACCUAAAGAGACCGAGCAGCCUUCCAAGCCUCAGCCGUGGCAAGACAGAGCUGCCACGAAGCCAGAGGCGACCCCCAGCUGGAGGAGGAGAGGCAGGAAGGGGGAGUCAUCCAUCCACAGUGCCCUGGGGCAGAAUCAGAUGGCACUGAGUUCGAGGAGGAUCCACUGCUGGAGGUGCUGCGGGGCCAGCGGGAGGAUCUGCGCAGCCAGCUCCGGGCCGUCGACAUCGCAGUGUCCAGGCUCGUGUCUCAGGGCUUGGCUGAGCCGCCCGGCCGCCCCUGCUGAGGGUCUCCGGGUCUCCCUCCCUCCAGGCCCUGCUCUGUCUGGAAUCGGCCUUGGGGGGCCGUUAACAAUAUCCUGAGCCAGGGCGACUAGCUGUGAGUCCACGUGCCCCCAUCUCAGGGCCGAGUCAGCCCAGAGCCAGAGGUGGGCGAAUCUGCCAGCUCCCCUCAGGCCAGCUAGGCUACCUAGCACCGCCUGCACCUCAGCCAGGACCUUGCGCCCCUUGGGGGAGGGUCAUUGGCUCAUUGGGGGCACAGGAGGGAGCAGGGCGGGAGUGCUGGCUGUGGGCGGAGCUCCCAGCCCCCCCCCCCCCCCCCCCCCCGGCCUGGCCCAGCGGGGGGUGCUCUAGGGCACAGGUGUGCCUGGGGGAGCUGUUCCCUGGCCAGGUGUGGAUGGUUUUUGCUGUUUUCUUAGGCAAUGUAAUAAAAGUGGGUUUG
Malaclemys terrapin pileata is the source of this 2704-nucleotide messenger RNA. RefSeq names its product proline and serine rich 3 (gene PROSER3). The transcript is spliced from 11 exons. The coding region runs from base 61 to 2346 and encodes 761 amino acids. The record is from RefSeq and is a predicted model, not a curated record. Lineage: Eukaryota; Metazoa; Chordata; Testudines; Emydidae.